AUGGAGUUUCCCGCCGUCACUAUUUGCAACCAAAAUAGUUUCAGGAGGACGCUGUCGUUGAAAAACGGACAUUACGAGAUAUUGAAGGCGUUAUAUGAGAAGGAGGACUCGUCAAGGGGUAGGGAUGUUUUACUGGAGAGGUCGAUCAACGUUACAAUGGAGACAUUGUACACAAACAAUUCUCACCGUGCAGAGGACCUCAUUGUGACUUGCAAAUGGAAAGGAGAAGCUUGUAACUGGUCUGACUUCAAACCUGUGUUGACCCAACAUGGACAAUGUUUCACUUUCCUUGGUAACACGACCACCGAGGACGGUCGUAUCGUCGACUCGCCAGGAGUGGAUAACGGUUUAGAACUGGUGUUGAAUGUGGAAGACUAUGACAGUAUGGUGGGACCACACAGCAGCAGCGGGGUGAAGGUCGUCCUCCACCACGACACCGAAGUCCCCAUGCCCGAAUUCGGUAACGAGCUCCCCACGGGUCGACACGGCUUCAUGGACGUUCAGGUCUCUAAGGCGCAGAACGUUCCUCCUCCCCACGGAAACUGUGUGGACCGUACUCUGAUGUAUAUGGGAACUUACUCCUACACAGUUGGAGCCUGCCAAAUGGAAUGUGAGAUGCAGUUCUCUCCCGUCUUGCAACGUUGUGCAAUACAACAGAUGUUUGGUGGAAUCGAAAGUGAAAUACCGCCGACUCCAUGA
Pecten maximus is the source of this 699-nucleotide messenger RNA. Its product is annotated as acid-sensing ion channel 1-like. Gene Ontology annotation, molecular function: ligand-gated sodium channel activity. The record is from RefSeq and is a predicted model, not a curated record. Gene Ontology annotation, biological process: sodium ion transmembrane transport. The transcript has 7 exons. Gene Ontology annotation, cellular component: membrane. The coding region runs from base 1 to 699 and encodes 232 amino acids. Lineage: Eukaryota; Metazoa; Mollusca; Bivalvia; Pectinida; Pectinidae.